UAGUGUUUUAGAAAAAUAUAUUUUGAAUUAAUUAAUUAAAAAACGCAGCAUUAUGUCCAGCGAACACUCGUUCAUCAAUGAGGCACCCGAGGUGGAAGUGGUCUUCGAAAAAGAAAGCCUUGAUUCUUCAGUAGAGCCUCCCAUGGAAGAAUGGUCUUCUCUUCUCUUCGAUGUGCGAGUACAAGAAAACGUCAAACGAGACAGGUAUGCAGAGGGACUGUACGAUCCAGGCAGUGGAGAAAUAUGCACCAAGUAUGCAGCAAUUUCUGCUAGCUCAGUCUUGAGACAUGCCUACUUUAAUUACCCAGGAGUCAAAGACCCAGGCAUCAAGCAGGCUUUACUCCAUCCUAUCCCGCAAGUCAUAUAUCCCGAUGACGGUCAAGAACUAUACACGGACAUAUGCAAAGAAAUGAAUAUAUGCCCAAUAAGAAGUUUCCGUCGGCAACUCCUUGAAAAUAAAAUAGAUCUGAAAUAUUAUGGGAUCAGCUUACUUGGGUUUCGACCAAUAGCAAUGGCAUUAAAAUUAAACAGAAACGUUACAGUUCUAGAUUUAACUGAUAACUGGAUAAGUGUAGAUGGCUGUUUCCACUUAGGCGAGAUGCUAGUAGAUAACGUAACUUUAAAAGAAUUGAACUUAACAGGGUGCAGAAUUGGCCCUGAUGGCGCUAGAUGUCUGUUACAUAAACUUCAUUUAAACCGCACGCUUCAAAGAUUGAACCUAUCCAAAAACCAGUUAGAAGAUAAAGGCGUGGAGUACUUAGCCAGGUCUAUCUUUAAGGGAUCGGUCAUCGCCGAUGUUAAUCUGAGUUUCAAUAAAUUGACUGGCAAAUCCCCAGCAACACUCGCGGAUUCUGUUGAGAUAAACAACAAAUUAACUCAUCUAGACAUGUCUUGGAAUACCUUGCUGUCUCCAAACGCGAUAUUUCUGUUGUGCACACAUCUUUCACAAAACGACAUAUUCGAGGAAUUGAAUUUAUCUUGGAACUCAUUGAGUGGUCAGCGCGUUGGAAAUGCAUUGAAAAUGUUAAUGAAAAAUCCAAAUCUACGUCGUUUGUAUUUGUCGAAUAAUAGGUUGGAGGGGCCAGCAAUAAAAGCAAUCGGCGGAAAUUUGCCCAAAGCUACUAAGCUUGAAGUGUUGGAUUUAUCUUACAAUCCUAUGACUCCCGAUGACGCGUUAAAGUUAUUGGCGUACAUGAAAGAACGUAAAGUCAAGCUGCAACGACUGUUGAUGGACAACGUAUUUGUAAACGAGCAGUUCUUGGAAAUGCUGCAAGAAGUGUCCAGAUUGAAAUUUCGCAAGAACGCCGUUAUCAGCUGGGGUGGUUUGAGGACGAAGUUUGUAUCUAAAGGCAUCGACAUGCGAGAGGUGCUUUUGAAUAGAGCCAAUUCUGUUUGCAAGGCGAAGAAGCAACCGGCAGAUAUAGCUUUGAUUAUUCUCGCAAUGCAUAAGGAGUGCAAAGAUCCGUGGGACACUAAGGAGUUUCUACGUGCAGUCAGGAGAGGCGGUGCUCCCUUGGAUGAUGACUUGCUGUUGGAGAUGUGCAAUGUGUUUGCCGGGCCACGGUCGGCCAAGAGUCAGACGGUCAAUAUUUGCGGUCUAGUGGACUAUAUUCGGCGCAAGUGGCCUGACAGACAACUUCCCCCUACUCCCCCACCUGAACCAGAAAUUAUGACAAAGAAGGAAGAAAAGAAAUGA
This is a messenger RNA of Ostrinia furnacalis (Asian corn borer), 1696 nucleotides long. RefSeq names its product leucine-rich repeat-containing protein 74B-like. Gene Ontology annotation, molecular function: protein binding. Bases 53 to 1696 code for a protein of 547 amino acids. The transcript has a single exon. NCBI's taxonomy places the organism in Eukaryota, Metazoa, Arthropoda, Insecta, Lepidoptera, Crambidae. The record is from RefSeq and is a predicted model, not a curated record.